Messenger RNA from Marmota flaviventris (yellow-bellied marmot), 7278 nucleotides. RefSeq names its product KIAA1217 ortholog. NCBI's taxonomy places the organism in Eukaryota, Metazoa, Chordata, Mammalia, Rodentia, Sciuridae. The record is from RefSeq and is a predicted model, not a curated record. Gene Ontology annotation, cellular component: cytoplasm.
AGAGUCUCGGGCGGGAGUUUGCGGUGGGGGAACCAGACUGGCGGAGUCCUGGGUAGGAAAGGCCAUCACCUGUUGGGGCCUCCCAGCCAGAGAAGCACGAGGACACCAGGCGGGGACAGCCACAGCCUCAGGAGCACGCCCCCAAUCCUAGGGGACCUGGCUGGCGGGGGACCGGCAGACCCGGGACAGAGCGAGGGAGGCCCCGGCGCUGGAAUGCAGUUUCCUCCGGCGAGGGAGACUUUGCACUGGACUGGAAAAUAGUUUGGGGUGGGGUUUCGCACGGUCCCCUCCUCCCCACCCCCGGCCCCCUUCCAGGCGCUUUCUGGGAGCCUUAAGAACUGCGCUCUGAAGUUUCAAGAGAGCCAGGAGCCUGAGCCGCAGGCAGGGACAAUGGAAGAAAACGAAAGCCAGAAAUGUGAGCCGUGCCUUCCUUACUCAGCAGACAGCAGACAGAUGCAGGAACAAGGAAAAAGCAAUCUGCAUGUAACAUCAGUAGAAGAUGCAGAAUGCCGCAGAACCAAGGAGCGCCUUUCUAAUGGAAGCAAUCGUACUUCAGUUUCCAAGUCUUCCCGAAAUAUCCCAAGGAGACACACUCUAGGGGGGGCCCGAAGUUCCAAAGAAAUACUGGGAAUGCAGACAUCGGAGAUGGAUAGAAAGAGAGAAGCUUUCCUGGAACAUCUAAAGCAGAAAUACCCCCAUCAUGCCACAGCGAUCAUGGGCCACCAAGAAAGGCUGAGAGACCAGACAAGAAGUCCCAAACUCUCUCAUAGUCCUCAACCUCCCAGUUUGAGUGACCCAGUCGAGCAUUUAUCAGAGACGUCCGGUGAUUCUUUGGAAGCCAUGUCUGAAGGGGAGGCGCCAAGUCCUUUUUCCAGAGGCAGCCGAACUCGUGCAAGCCUUCCUGUGGUGAGGUCAACCAACCAGACAAAAGAAAGAUCUCUGGGGGUUCUCUAUCUCCAGUACGGAGAUGAAACCAAGCAGCUCAGGAUGCCGAAUGAAAUCACAAGUGCAGACACGAUCCGUGCUCUCUUUGUAAGUGCCUUUCCACAGCAGCUCACCAUGAAAAUGCUGGAGUCGCCCAGUGUCGCCAUUUACAUCAAAGAUGAAAGCAGAAAUGUCUAUUAUGAAUUAAAUGAUGUAAGGAACAUUCAAGACAGAUCCCUCCUCAAAGUGUACAACAAGGAUCCUUCACACGCAUUCAGUCACACACCAAAAACUGUGAAUGGAGACCUGAGGAUGCAGAGAGAAAUUGUUUAUGCAAGAGGAGAUGGCCCUGGUGCCUCUCGACCUGGAUCCACAGCUCAUCCACCCCACGCAAUUCCCAGUUCUCCACCAUCCACUCCUGUGCCUCAUUCCAUGCCUCCCUCCCCAUCCAGAAUUCCUUAUGGGGGCACUCGCCCCAUGGUUGUUCCUGGCAAUGCCACCAUCCCCCGGGACAGACUAUCCAGCCUGCCGGUCUCCAGAUCCAUCUCACCAAGCCCAAGCGCCAUCUUAGAAAGAAGAGAUGUCAAGCCCGAUGAAGACAUGAGCAGCAAAAACAUCGCGAUGUACAGAAACGAGGGUUUCUAUGCUGAUCCUUACCUCUAUCAUGAGGGAAGGAUGAGCAUAGCCUCAUCCCACGGAGGGCACCCACUGGAUGUCCCUGAUCACAUCAUUGCAUAUCACCGCACAGCGAUUCGGUCAGCGAGUGCUUAUUGUAACCCCUCCAUGCAAGCGGAAAUGCACAUGGAACAAUCACUGUACAGACAGAAAUCAAGGAAGUAUCCAGAUAGCCAUUUGCCCACUCUGGGCUCUAAAACACCCCCCGCCUCUCCUCACCGAGUUAGUGACCUGAGGAUGAUAGACAUGCACGCACAUCAUAAUGCUCACGGUCCCCCUCACACCAUGCAGCCAGACCGGGCCUCGCCAAGUCGUCAGUCCUUUAAAAAGGAACCAGGCACCUUGGUAUAUUUUGAAAAGCCCAGGAACACUCCAGGAUUAUCCGGCAUUGUGGACCUUGGCCCUCCUCUAGUUGAGAAGCAAGUUUUUGCCUACAGCACUGCUACAAUCCCUAAAGACAGAGAGACCAGCGAGAAAAUGAUGAAAAUGACAGCCAACAGGAACCACACAGAAAGUGCAGGAACUCCCCACAUUUCCGGAGGGAAGACUCUGGGCGCCCAAGAGGCCACCGUGCCGCCCAGCCAGCCCCUGCCUACAGGCGCCUCGGCCAUCCACAUGAGCCUGCUGGACAUGAAGCGAAGUGUGGCUGAACUCAAGCUCCAGCUCCAGCAGAUGAGACAGCUCCAGCUGCAGAACCAGGAGCUGCUGAGGGCCAUGAUGAAGAAGGCUGAGCUGGAAAUCAGUAGCAAAGUUGUGGAAACAAUGAAGAGGCUGGAGGAUCCGGUGCAGCGACAGCGCACCCUAGUGGAGCAAGAGAGACAAAAAUACCUCCACGAAGAGGAGAGGAUUGUCAAGAAGUUAUGUGAGCUGGAAGACUUUGUUGAAGACUUGAAGAAGGACUCUUCGUCCGCUGGCCGAGUGGUUACUCUCAAGGAUGUGGAAGAUGGGGCUUUCCUCCUAAGACAAGUGGGAGAAGCAGUAGCCACCCUGAAAGGAGAAUUUCCAACCUUACAAAACAAGAUGAGAGCCGUCCUGCGCAUAGAGGUCGAGGCCGUGCGGUUUCUGAAGGAGGAGCCACAUAAGCUGGACAGUCUCCUAAAACGUGUGCGCAGCAUGACAGACAUCCUGACCAUGCUGCGGAGACAUGUCACCGAUGGGCUCCUGAAGGGCACCGAUGCAGCCCAAGCCGCACAGUAUGUUGCUAUGGAAAAGGCCACAGCCGCCGAAGUCUUGAAGAACCAGGAGGAAGCAGCCCAUGGCCCCAGCCAGCCCUUCCAUGGCACCGGAGUCCCUGGCGAUGUGAAGUCGGAAGUGGUGCCUUUGUCUGGCAUGACCGUUCACCAGGCGCAGAGCUCUCCUGUGGUCAUCCAGCCCUCCCAGCACUCCCUGGCCCUGCUGAACCCUGCCCAGAACUUGCCUGUCGGGACUGGUACCCACACAGCCAACCCUCCUGCAGUCACACAGGAAGUAACCUCUGCACUGCAGUCAGCUCCAGCCCCACAGUCCCCUCAGACACCCACGAAUGGUUCCACCAUGCAGAGCUUGUUCAUUGAGGAAAUCCACAGUGUGAGUGCCAAGAACAGGGCAGUGUCCAUUGAGAAAGCAGAAAGGAAAUGGGAAGAGAAAAGGCAAAAUCUGGACCAUUAUAAUGGGAAAGAGUUUGAGAAGCUCCUGGAAGAAGCUCAGGCCAACAUCAUGAAGUCAAUUCCAAACCUGGAGAUGCCACCAGCCUCGGCCCCAUUACCAAAGGGAGAUGCCCCAGUGGACAAGCUGGAACUCUCAGAAGACUCACCAAAUUCAGAACCAGACUUGGACAAGCUGGGGGGAAAGUCACCCCCUCCCCCUCCUCCACCUCCUCGGAGAAGUUACCUGCCUGGAUCGGGGCUCACUACCACGAGAUCUGGUGAUGUGGUCUACACUGGCAGGAAGGAGAUCACCACUACCAAGGCCAGUGGUGAAGAUGUUGGUUCAAGCCCACAGACAAGAGCCACAAAAUGUCCAGCAGAAGAGCCUGCUUCAGCCUGGGCCCCAUCCCCUCCACCAGUCACUGCAUCCUCCUUGAAAGAUGAGGAGGAAGAAGAAGAAGAAGGAGACAAAAUAAUGGCAGAACUCCAGGCAUUCCAGAAGUGUUCCUUUAUGGAAGUAAAUUCAAACAGUCAUGCUGAGCAGUCCCGGGUUGACAGUCACGCUAAAGACACUAGGCCAGGCGCCACAGUGCCACCCAAGGAGAAGAAGAAUUUGGAAAUUUUCCAUGAAGAUGUACGGAAAUCUGAUGUUGAAUAUGACAAUGGUCCCCAAAUGGAAUUACAAAAGGUUACUGCAGGGGCUCUAAGACCUAGUGACCCUCCUCAGUGGGAAAGAGGAAUGGAGAAUAGUAUUUCUGAUGCAUCCAGAACAUCAGAAUAUAAAACUGACAUCUUAAUGAAGGAAAAUUCCAUUUCCAAUAAGAAUUUAUAUAGAGACAGUAGAAACUAUUCCCAGAAAAAUAUGCCAAAGGUCAGUUUCAGCUUCUCUGGCACGAACUCAUUAGAAGACGAAAUAAACCAAGGGCCCAAAGACUCAGGACUGCAGUACCCUGAGAAUCAGAAGUUGAAUUACGGAAAGACAAAGGAGAUGGGUGAACGAGGACCGGAAAAUACAGAUAAGUGUCCCGUUCCCUCCUCUGCCAGAUCAACAGAAUUGAAUAGUCAUGACAUCAGAACACAAGAUCAAGAUGGGCUCAUGACAAAUAUUAGCCAAGUUGUUCUAAGACCCAGAGGGACGAGGCAUGGAAACCUGAAUCCUCCUGAUGAUGGAGACUCAAUUCCAGGUUCUCCCACUGAAGAAAAUUCAGCCACUGACAACAUCGCCUUCAUGAUCACCAAAACCGCUGUCCAGGUGCUGUCCAGUGGGGAGGUCCAUGAUAUAGUGAGCCAAAAGGGACAAGAUGUGCAGACAGUCAACAUCGAUACCAAGAAAGAGACGACCUCCCACCCAGAGGUGACUGAAGGCGAAGAGCCGGUCGUGUGCCUAGACAAGAAACCAGUUAUCAUCAUUUUUGAUGAACCCAUGGACAUCCGGUCUGCAUAUAAGAGACUUUCCACCAUCUUUGAGGAAUGCGAUGAGGAAUUGGAGAGAAUGAUGACGGAAGAAAAGAUAGAGGAGGAGGAAGAAGAGGAAAAUGGAGACUCCGUAGUCAAGAAUGAUGCUUCCGACAUGUUUCCUACGCAGGUUGCCUCAGGAAGUCUGAUUGUGGGACAGCAGACAGAGAUGAAAUCGAAGCCACUCUCCCUAUCAGCAGAGACCAAGCCCCCGGCAGGACAGGCCAUGAACCAAACGGAGCCGAGCAAGUUGAGCCUGGCAGAUUCUCCAGAUUCCGAAAGCAAAGGGGACGUGGCCGAGGACCAAUUUGAAAGCCCCAAGAAAAAAUUUAAAUUCAAGUUCCCUAAAAAGCAACUUGCUGCUCUCACUCAGGCAAUCCGCACGGGAACCAAGACGGGCAAGAAGACCCUGCAGGUGGUGGUCUACGAGGAAGAGGAAGAGGAUGGCACUUUGAAACAGCACAAAGAAGCCAAGCGAUUCGAAAUCACCAGGUCUCAACCUGAAGACACCCUGAAAAAUAUGGCCAGGAGACAGGAGCAGCCCAGUUUAGAGAGCACAGUUCAGGUUUCAAGAACUGAUGAAAUUAGGAAAAAUACCUACAGAACAUUGGACAGUCUGGAGAAGACCAUCAAACAGCUUGAAAGUACGAUCAGUGAAAUGAGUCCCAAAGCCUUAGUCGAGACCUCGUGUUCCUCCAACAGAGAAUCUGUUGCAAGCUCAUCCCACACAGCCCACGAGGCCCCUCCCCGAAACUUGCUAGUUCUGGAUGAAGCCCCCCCUGCCCUAGAGCCCCCCACGUCAGUAUCUUCAACUUCACGUAAGGGCUCCAGUGGGACCCCACAGACAAGCAGGAUGCCCGUCCCUAUGAGUUCCAAGAAUAGACCCGGAAGCCUGGACAAACCUGGCAAGCAAUCCAAACUGCAGGAUCCUCGCCAAUAUCGUCAGGCUAAUGGAAGUGCUAAGAAAGCUGUUGGGGACUGUAAGCCUACUUCCCCCUCCUUACCUGCUUCUAAGAUUCCAGCCCUUUCCCCCAGCUCUGGGAAAAGCAGUUCUCUGCCCUCUUCUAGUGGUGACAGCUCUAACCUUCCUAAUCCGCCUGCUACUAAACCAUCGAUUACUUCUAACCCUCUCAGCCCUCAAACAGGACGAUCCACUCACUCCGCCUCCCUCAUCCCUUCUGUCUCUAAUGGCUCCUUAAAAUUUCAGAGCCCCCCUCACACAGGUAAAGGUCACCACCUUUCAUUCUCACUGCAGACUCAAAAUGGCCGAGCAGUCCCUCCUUCCUCUUCCUCCUCCUCCCCUCCCUCCCCUGCCUCCCCGACCUCCCUCAGCCAAGGUGCCAAGGGCAUCAGGACCAUCCAUACUCCCAGCCUCACCAGCUACAAGGCACAGAAUGGAAGUUCAAGCAAAGCCACCCCUUCCACAGCCAAGGAGACCUCUUAAAGGCCAAAUCCUAUUAGGCCCAAGUUGGAGUUACAUAUUUUGUUUUGUUUUGUUUUUCAUUUUUAGCAGUCUGCAACAACUGUUUUCACAAGAGAAUGUAACAUAUUGCUGUACUGUUUGAGGCUUAAUGACAAGUUUGUGCUAAAUACUGGAUUAAUAGAUCUCGGUAAAGCUUGUUUGUUUUUUACUUUGUUGCUGUUGUAACUACGUAGUGUUUACUGUCUAGAAUGACACCUGUCAAAUGGAGUGAGCAUGUUGCUACCAAAAAGAGAGUUUGGAGAGCGGACAGGGUGUGUGAGAGAUGGGGGAAACUGUAUUAAGCAUGUAAAACAUGUAUGAUUCCAGAACUUUAGUAUGUUUUGUAUAAAAAUAUUUUUCAUUACGGAGACUAGAAGUGAACAGAGAAAUACACAAGUGUGACUAUAUAAAUUGUAAAACAGAUACUAUAAUAUUUCCUUUUAUUUUAGUGUUAUUUAGCUUUAUUACAGAUUUCUAUUUUUGUCAAAACUUCAUGGUUCCUUUCAAGAUCUUUUUUGCCAAAACAUUUUGAUACUAUAGCAUUGUACAUUUGAAAGUAGUGUGCUAGACUCUAAGCCAAUGAACUUCUACGCAAGCCAAUAGGGAGGCUUCUGUAGAAAGCAGUUUAUCAAAACUAUUGCACUGCCAUUAAAAGUAUGUAUAAUAAUUUGCUAGCCCAAGUAAGCUUGUUUUCUUUGCUUUUUUUUUUUUUUUCUUUUCUUUUUGUUUUUCUUUUAAACAUGUUGAGAUUCUCUGGUUGUUUUCUUUACAGUUUCGAACCCCUUCCUUCGUUUUCUGAGACCUGGUAACCCACACUAUUGCAUUGUGGAUUUUAAAAUGUACACUUCUGUACGGUUCUGUAAACUGAUCAACUUUUGUAAAUAUAUAAAUAGACAAAAAUACUGUAUGUGAUAGCACAUAGAGUAGUUUUCCCACACCAAAGUUAAUUUUUAUGCAUGCUUUAAGAAGAUAUAUUGGAAUGGGCAGAAAUGGGGCUAUCCAUACAUUUUUAAAAAGCAACGAGUUUGCACAGCUAGAGUGUUUUGUAAAUAAAUGUAUUUGUAUAACACAGUCAUGUAAUAUACAGAACUAUGAGCAGAGACUUUGCAAAACUAAAUAAAGGGCUGCAUGCUUAUU